Acanthoscelides obtectus is the source of this 282-nucleotide messenger RNA. The record is from the annotation of a GenBank genome assembly. NCBI's taxonomy places the organism in Eukaryota, Metazoa, Arthropoda, Insecta, Coleoptera, Chrysomelidae.
AUGCCAAGAUUUACAGACAGAGAACUGACUGACAUGCAUUUUGUGUAUGGGUUUUGCAAUGGCAGUUCACUGGCAGCCGUAAGAGAAUAUCAAAGAAGAUUUCCCAAUCGCAUAGUACAUGUAUGUCGAAUGUUUACUGAUAUUCACCGGUAUUUGUCAAACCAUGGAAGUUUUCAGCAAAUGCAGGGCUCAGGAAGGCCACUGGGGAAUCAUCGGAUGGAUAAUGCUUUAAAUAUGUUUGGAAAUAAUAUACUGCGAUCAAUAGUUUACACAUUGUCAUAA